Diaporthe citri is the source of this 3495-nucleotide messenger RNA. RefSeq lists its product as uncharacterized. Gene Ontology annotation, biological process: coenzyme A metabolic process; isoprenoid biosynthetic process; ergosterol biosynthetic process. Gene Ontology annotation, molecular function: protein binding; hydroxymethylglutaryl-CoA reductase (NADPH) activity. The transcript has 2 exons. The coding region runs from base 1 to 3495 and encodes 1164 amino acids. Lineage: Eukaryota; Fungi; Ascomycota; Sordariomycetes; Diaporthales; Diaporthaceae. Gene Ontology annotation, cellular component: peroxisomal membrane; endoplasmic reticulum membrane. The record is from RefSeq and is a predicted model, not a curated record.
AUGAUUGCCUCCUCCCUUCUCCCGUCCCGGUUCCGGGGCGAGCAGCCUGCCUCCCAGGCAAAACCUCCAUCUUGGCUCAACACCAAGAUCACGCCCUUCCUCCGCUCUGUCUCCGCGAUCACGGCCUCCCACCCUAUCCACACCAUCGUUGUAGUUGCGCUGUUGGCCAGCUCGUGUUAUCUUGGCCUGCUGGAGGAGAGUCUAUUCGAUGCUACACAAACUGUUAGGACAGCCGACUGGUCCUCCCUGACCGAGGGCAGCCGUAGUCUUCACGCCGGCCCAGAUUCGGCGUGGAAAUGGCAGACUUGGGACUCGGAUGCCGGUCUUGGGAGCGAUGUUGACCACUUGGCCCUCCUGACCUUUGUGUUCCCCGACUCGCUCUCCGACGAUGCCGCCAAGACCGCGCCGCUGCUGGAAACUAUCCCUCUACCGGAGAACAUAUCUAUCAUCUCGCUGCCAUCUACCUCCAAUUCCUUGACCACCUAUGCGCAAGAGACCUCCGUGGCCCUCGGCGUCCCCUACAAGCAGGCGCCUCAGUUCCUGGCUGCCGCGCAGGAGAUUCCCAAUGAUAUCCCGAGCGAGGAGACACGCGAGACUGAACAUGGCAGGGAGAAGAAGAUGUGGAUCAUGAAGGCAGCCAAGGUAAGCCCACGAAACAGCGUCGUGGAGUGGGCCAACAACGCCUGGUUCGACUUCAUUGAUCUGCUCAAGAAUGCUGAGGCGCUCGAUAUCACUAUCAUGUUCCUCGGGUACAUCUCCAUGCAUCUGACCUUUGUCUCCUUGUUCUUGUCGAUGCGUCGCAUGGGUUCCAACUUCUGGCUGGCUGCGACCACUCUCUUGUCCUCGGCUUUCGCUUUCAUGUUCAGCUUGGUUGUCGUCACUAAGCUUGGCGUUCCGGUUUCCAUGGUUCUCCUGUCCGAGGGUUUGCCGUUCCUGGUCAUCACGAUUGGAUUCGAGAAAAACAUCACUCUGACCCGAGCUGUUCUCAACCACUCCAUCGAGCACAAGGCUGCGCAAGAAAAGAACGGCAAGAGUAAGGAGACCACGUCCAAUUUCAUCCAGUCCGCGAUUCAGGUCGCCAUCAAGGAAAAGGGCUACGAUAUUGUUAAGGAUUAUGUCAUCGAGAUUGUGGUGCUUGUCCUCGGAGCCGCUUCCGGUGUCCAGGGAGGGCUGCAGCAGUUCUGUUUCCUUGCCGCCUGGAUCCUCUUCUUCGACUGCAUCCUGCUGUUCACCUUUUACACUGCAAUUCUUUGCAUUAAGCUCGAGAUCAACCGGAUCAGGCGCCAUGUGGAGAUGCGACGAGCCCUCGAGGACGAUGGUGUCAGCCAUCGUGUAGCUGAGAAUGUCGCACAGAGCAAUGACUGGCCCCGGGCUGACGGCAAGAAGGCUGGCGCGUCUCUCUUUGGAAAGCAGAUCAAGAGCACCAGCGUCCCCAAGUUCAAGGUUCUGAUGGUCUCCGGGUUCGUUCUGAUCAACGCAAUCAACCUCUGCACUGUUCCCUUCCGGGACACUGACUCUCUAUCCACUAUCUCGUCCUGGGCUGGUGGUCUCGGUGGCCUUGUCGCCAACCCACCUGUGGAUCCUUUCAAGGUCGCCUCCAACGGUCUCGAUACCAUACUGGCGCAGACGAACGCCAACAACCGGGGUGUCGUGGUGACAAUCUUGACUCCGAUCAAGUACGAGCUGGAAUUCCCUUCAAUCCACUAUGGCAAGAUCCCUCAGACGAACGAUGAUGAUGUGGACGACCUGGGCUACGGAAGAGUGGUUGGCAGCAUCCUCAAAAGUCUGGAGGACCCUGUCUUGUCCAAGUGGAUCGUCAUUGCACUGGCCAUGAGCGUUGCUCUGAACGGAUACCUCUUCAACGCCGCCAGAUGGGGAAUCAAAGACCCCAACGUCCCCGAGCACCCAAUCAAUGUCAAGGAGCUUGCCAGAGCGCAGAGAUUCAACGACUCGGACCCCACGACACCCGGCCCAUACGAAAGGUCAGCUCGCCCGUCGCCUACCGAGGCCAACCCACCCACGCCCGCUGCUACCGACGACGAGAGUGAUUCGUCGGCCUUUAAGCGCAUCGCUUCCUCGGUCUCUAUUGUCAACGACGGGCCUCAACGUCCAUUGGAGGAGCUUCACAAGCUACUUGCUGAAAAGCGUGUUCCCGAGAUGAACGAUGAUGAAAUCAUUACUCUCGCACUCAAGGGCAAGGUCCCUGGCCACAGCCUGGAAAGAACACUGAAAGACUGCACUCGCGCUGUCAAGAUCCGUCGCGCUAUCAUUUCUCGCACCAAGGCUACUUCAGAUCUCACCAACGUACUGGAGCGAUCCAAGCUCCCGUAUCAGAACUACAACUGGGAUCUGGUCCUUGGUGCAUGCUGCGAGAAUGUCAUCGGCUACAUGCCUCUGCCGGUCGGUGUCGCGGGGCCCCUGGUGGUUGAUGGACAGAGCUUCUUCAUCCCUAUGGCUACGACAGAAGGUGUCUUGGUUGCCAGUGCCAGUCGUGGCUGCAAGGCCAUCAACGCUGGAGGUGGUGCUGUGACGGUGCUGACUGGUGAUGGCAUGACCCGCGGACCUUGCGUGACCUUCGAGACAUUGGAACGAACCGGAGCUGCCAAGCUGUGGCUGGACUCCGACGCCGGCCAGGCUGCAAUGAAGAACGCCUUCAACUCGACCAGCCGCUUUGCACGACUCCAAUCAAUGACGUCUACAAUCGCCGGAACAAACCUGUACAUUCGUUUCAAGAGCAGGACAGGCGACGCUAUGGGAAUGAACAUGAUUUCCAAGGGUGUCGAGCAUGCGCUCGAUAUCAUGGCAAACGAGCAUGACUUCCAGGACAUGCAAAUUGUGUCUCUAUCCGGGAACUACUGUAUCGACAAGAAGCCCGCCGCUAUCAACUGGAUCGAAGGAAGAGGCAAGAGCGUGGUUGCCGAGGCUAUCAUCCCCGGUGACGUCGUCAAAUCGGUGCUCAAGACCGAUGUCGACACCCUCGUCGAGCUUAACAUCAACAAGAACCUGAUCGGGUCCGCCAUGGCUGCCAGUGUCGGAGGCUUCAACGCCCACGCCGCAAACUUGGUGGCCGCGGUGUUUAUUGCCACUGGCCAGGACCCGGCGCAGGUUGUGGAGAGUGCGAACUGUAUCACAAUCAUGAAGAACCUCCGAGGGUCGCUCCAGAUCUCUGUCUCAAUGCCCUCCAUCGAAGUUGGCACACUCGGCGGUGGCACCAUUUUGGAACCGCAGGCUGCCAUGCUGGACAUGUUGGGUGUGCGCGGUGCCCACCCGGUCACCCCAGGCGAGAAUGCCCGUCGCCUCGCGCGCGUCAUCGCCUCGAUCGUGCUGGCUGGCGAGCUGUCGCUUAAUGCCGCUUUGGCCGCUGGCCAUCUGGUUAAGGCACACAUGGCACACAACAGGUCCGCACCGCCAACGCGCGCCGGCACGCCUGCGCCGCCAUCCGGUCUCUCAAUGACCAAUAUGAGCGCCGCUGCCGUGGAGAGGGCCAGACGUUAG